AUGGCUUCAAAGCUUCUUCUGACCCCGCUUUUGCACUCCUCCCCCUUCUAUCUCCUGACCAUUGGUCUACUCUUCAGAGACUAUGAUCUGUUGCUCUGGCUUACGACCUCUCGCCCAAACACCGGGAAGUCACCUCUCUAUGGGGACCCACUGUCGACGGUUUGUGUACUCUCUGAGGAGCUCGCCCUUGGCCAAGGAAGAGACACCUCCCUGCCGAAGGAAGCGAUCCGUUAUGAUGAUGCAUGCUGGCAUAAACGCAAUCGGCGAUCAGAUGGAACAGAUCUGUCUGGAGAUCGGGUGCAACAUAGCCCCGCUCAUUGUCAAGCUAGGUCAUGA
This is a messenger RNA of Ustilago hordei, 336 nucleotides long. RefSeq lists its product as uncharacterized. Lineage: Eukaryota; Fungi; Basidiomycota; Ustilaginomycetes; Ustilaginales; Ustilaginaceae. The transcript has a single exon. The record is from RefSeq and is a predicted model, not a curated record. Bases 1 to 336 code for a protein of 111 amino acids.